GAUAUUUAAGAAUUCAACCCGUUCGCAGUGACUUUCAGUGCUGUGUGAUCAUAAAACGGUGUUAGACGUGUUGUUUCGCCCUCAAGCGAGCCACAAAACAGAAAAGUACAAAAAAGAAAACCCUGAAAUCACAGGCAAUCACAGGCUAGAGUUCAGUGAUACAGACAGAUGGAUAUUAUUAUUACGGCAGCAGUGACAAGAACUCAAGUGCUCGAUAAACACAUUCCCGACCAGGGAAAACAGUAUAAACCAGUGGAAUCCAAAGUAUUUAAUAGCAAAUUGUGUACCAGUGAGCAAAAGUGAACAAACAAGACGACGGCAGCGAUUUCCACAAAAGCGAAUUCGAUCGGACACAAUUGAUACAACACUCAGAACCAUGAAACUAAGACUUUUUCGGUGCUUGCGCCAGCAGCCGUCGAAACCAGCGGCGGUAAUGGGCCAAAAGGAGGAUCAGCUCCAGGCGGCGCAUGACCACCAACUGCUCAAGGACCUGCCCAAAGGAGUGCGGGAUACCACCGUCAAGAUCCUGCUCCUGGGCACCGCCGAGUCCGGCAAGACCACCAUCAUUAAACAGAUGCGGAUACUGCAUAUCAAUGGAUUUACAGACGAUGAGCGUCGGGAAAAGAUACCCGAGAUAUACCAGAACAUCCACGAAUCCAUUCUGCAGCUGGUGAACCAGAUGGGCCUGCUGGGCAUCCCUUUCGGCAGCUGUGUCAGCGAAAGAUCGGCCGACUAUAUCCUCUCCCUGCCCGGACUGGCGCCCGAGUACAUGAAUGAGGAGUACUGCGACCACGUCACCACUUUGUGGAACGAUGUGGGCAUUCGCGCCUGCUACGAUCGCUCGAAUGAAUACCCCCUGCUGGAUAGUGCCAAAUAUUUCCUGGACAACUUUGUGCGGAUCAGCGAUGCUGAGUACAUCCCCAGCACCGAGGACAUCCUGCACAGUCGGAAGAUCACCACCGGCAUCUCGCAGAUCACCUUCCGCGUUCCGAUACCCAAGAGCAUGGGUGGCGGCGAACAGGAGUUCCAGAUGUACGACGUCGGCGGGCAGCGGGAUCAGCGGAACAAGUGGAUCCAGGUGUUCGAGGGCAUCCAGGCGGUGCUCUUCCUGAUCUCGUGCAGUGAAUUCGAUCAGAAUCUGCGCGAGGAUCCCGGCCAGAAUCGCCUGCAGGAGGCGCUCAAACUGUUCCGGGCCGUGUGGCAGAAUCGCUUCCUCGCCUCCGCCGGACUGAUUGUGUUCCUCAACAAGUACGACAUCAUGGAGCGGAAGAUCCGGGCCGGAAAGCACAUCGUCGACUACUUCCCGGAGUACGAGGACUUCACCAAGAGGCCGCAGCAGGACAACUGCUUCGACGAGAGCGACUGGACGAAGAUGUUCAUCAAGCAGAAACUGGUGGACAUCACCCAGGAGCCCUUCAAGCGCCACUCGCGGAACCAGGUGGACCUGGGCACCUCCGAAAGGGAGUGCUACUACCACUUCACCGUCGCCACCGAUACGCGCUGCAUCCGCGAUGUCUUCUGGGACGUCCAGAAGAUGAUCCUCUCGGAGAACGUGUCCGGCAUGGGACUCUUCUAGUCCUGAUCCCCUGAUAUACGGGAUCAGUGAGCUUCUCAAUAAAACUGGGGGGUUUUCCCCAGCCCCCACCAACUGUGAUCUAGUAGGUUAUGUCUUAAGUAGCCUGUAGGACCUUAGAUCGUAGUGGCAAUCAGCUUAUACGUUGCCUGGUAUAAAGCUUUAAUAUGCUUAAUGCAAAGAAUAUGGAAGAGAAGCCUCUCAAGGAAGCCUCCCUUGCAACUCCUUCAAACACUUUGUAACCCCUAUUGAAUAUAGUAUUUAUAAUAAACCAAACAAACCACACCCCCUCUAA
This is a messenger RNA of Drosophila ficusphila, 1868 nucleotides long. RefSeq names its product guanine nucleotide-binding protein G(f) subunit alpha (gene Galphaf). Gene Ontology annotation, biological process: adenylate cyclase-modulating G protein-coupled receptor signaling pathway. Gene Ontology annotation, molecular function: GTPase activity; G protein-coupled receptor binding; guanyl nucleotide binding. NCBI's taxonomy places the organism in Eukaryota, Metazoa, Arthropoda, Insecta, Diptera, Drosophilidae. The record is from RefSeq and is a predicted model, not a curated record. The coding region runs from base 377 to 1576 and encodes 399 amino acids. The transcript is spliced from 5 exons. Gene Ontology annotation, cellular component: heterotrimeric G-protein complex.